AUGCCCGUCCCACCACAAGCCCAAAAAGUAUUGGAUGACAUCGACAAGCAACUUCAUGAGCCAAGCACAGUCACCAAUGUGUUGGCUACCGUAGAAAGCAAGACUGGUGUCAAGCGUCUUCACCUCGUACUCGGAGUCGUCGCCCUCCAAGCCUUGUACCUCGUAUUCGGACACUCUGCUCAGCUUGUCUGCAACAUCAUGGGAUUCGUCUACCCAGCAUACAUGAGCAUCAAAGCUAUCGAGUCGAGUAACAAAGAGGAUGACACCCAAUGGUUGACCUAUUGGGUUGUUUUCGCCAUUCUCUCCGUUCUCGAGUUCUUCUCCGUUCAAAUCGUCGCUGUCUUCCCAGUAUACUGGCUCUUCAAGUCUCUCUUCCUUCUCUAUCUUUACCUUCCAACCUUCCUCGGAGCUACCAAACUUUACCACAGAUUUGUUAAGCCAAUUGCUGCCAGACACUCUGGAUCCAUCGACGCCAAGAUCGGAAACUUUGCUGAUAGAGUCAACAGUGCUGCCGGAAAGCUCGCCAACGAAGUUCGCGAUCACAUCGAAUAA
Molecule: messenger RNA, 552 nt
Organism: Caenorhabditis remanei
Lineage: Eukaryota; Metazoa; Nematoda; Chromadorea; Rhabditida; Rhabditidae
Exons: 3
Coding region: 1-552 (183 amino acids)
Source: RefSeq, a predicted model, not a curated record